UCGACCGAGAACCAUUUCUUCGCUACGUUUCCUCUCUUGUUACAUUGUCGUUAGUCUCAUACAAUCUUUCUGCAAUAUUCCGGCCACUGCAGUUAUAUUGCAUCUCGAACAUUCCCAUGAGUGCGACAACAUCACAGCCAAAUGAGAGGGAUUGGCUGGAGCAGAAGAACUUCAUCAGGUAUGAGUAUCUGAUCAAUAACACAUCGCUCAAGGACUUGGUAGUUUUGUUAAGGGCCCAAGGACUCUAUACCACAAAGGGUCAACUUGAGUACAAGCUUAGGACCUGGAGCUUCUCCAAGAACCUUGACAAACAGACGUGGCAGUAUGUCGAGCGGAAGAUUCGGCAGCGCAAACUGAGGGGAAAAGAAAGUGAUGUCAUACACUGUGGCAGGAGACUGCAAAAGCUCAAGAUCACGAAAGAGACGAAUCGCCACCGAGAAACGAACAUCAUGGUCCGUUUCAAAGCACCUCCACCAUCUCCGAAGAAUCCACAGCUUAGCAUUUGUACUCCACCGACUUUUCAGAUGAGUUUCGAGUGGCCGUCGUCCCUCCCGUGGCUCCGUCUACGAGAAACCUCUUGGAAUACCACAAUCAACGCUUCCAGCUCGAACGUAUUGACAGUCCAUCAAAGGGAUCAAGCCAGUAUUGCGCUAUCACUGAUGAUGCGAGUCUUGGUCCCUCAAGGCAGGCAGAACCUAUCGAUCUCGUUAUCAAAGCUGAUAACAGGCGUCAGCAAUGUUAUGCCAGAAUGGUAUCCGGGAGAACACACAAAGACUGCUCAAAAUCUAUUCGCUUGUCCAACUGCUGAAUCUCUCUCCGAAUACUUCAAGGUUAUGGUUUAUAUGUUAUCAAAUUCAAUGGUAACCGAGGACGAUAGUCAGUUGGACUUUUAUACCAGCCUUAUGAGGAUUGGUAUUAUAGACCUCCGAGCCGAUUUGAAGAAACUUCGAAACGAGAACUUGACUUUCCGAGCGUUUUUAGAGAGGCUGUUCCAGUUUGAGAUUCAAAAGGCGACUUCGCGAUUCAAACACAACACAGAGCGAUCAAUGUCAUUAGAUCUUAUCACAUGGCUCUUAGAGCUAGGUCAGGAUCCUAAUUGCUAUUGUGAGGUGGUCUUAUAUAACUAUCCAGUCUUGGCCACUCCUAUGCAGCAAGCAACCAAGGCCGGUAACCUAGAGCUUGUUGAGCUACUUCUACGCUACCACGCUUGCGCUGAUAUUCCUCAAAGUAGGACUCAUAAAGAAGCAUUUGUCAACCUGGCUUUAGAAAGUGGAUGUUCGGAUGCGAUAAAAUUGCGAGUACUGAACUUAUUGUUUGAUCAUAAGUUCCUCAACAUGGAUGAAAUGCUUCGAGCAUCAAUCGAAUUGCGCGAUGAAGCAUUGAUGUGCAAGAUGCUACAAUGUGGCGUGAAUGUCACCAGUUACGAGACUUCGUGGCUACACCCAAAACGUCGACUAGAGCUGUAUGUCCUUUCGAGAAGGUCGCGUUUUGCAAACCCGUCAGCUCUUAUGAUGGCAGUCCAGGUUGGGGGUAGGAUGGCGGAUUUGAUGCUAGACUACCUUCUGCUUAAAGGCCAGCCUGCACCUCCGAUCCUGGCAGAUGCCUGCAUAGCCGCCGCUUAUGGUGGGCAUUAUGCCAUCGUGCUGCGACUUGACGAAAUGAAUAGUUCCGGAAACUUUUGUAAUGCAGAUGGCAUUACACCUCUACAGGCAGCAGUAGUUGGUGGUAAUGCAACUGUGUGCAGAUAUCUUCUCGAACGAUACAGAGGUGCAUCAUCUUCGUUGGUGCUUGUCGCGGCUGUCUUUGUCAACAUUGAUGUACUACAAUUACUGAUCGACUACGGAGCCAACCCUAACGCCCGACUUUACACGGACGAUAUUGGAUUGUACGAUGACUUCAGCAUCCCCGGUACUCGUUUUAGUGGAUGUCCAUUGACCAUCCUCACUAUGCUACUACAUCAGGUAAAUGAUCAUAAUCAUAUUGAAAAAAGCAUCCUCAAGAUGAUUCAAAACGGAGCUGUUCUUUCUUACGGGCACGUGGCCAGGCUUUCACAGCAUUGCCUUCACGCAUGUUUGAAAGAAGCACUUAGUGCUGGCGGUGAUCCAAACGAUGACGAUGGAUACGGACGCACCGCUCUUCAAUGUGCCAUGGCUCGCCACUUCUCUGUUGGUGUUGAAGUCCAAACUGAUAGUUCUGUGCUUUUCGAUGAAGAGUUCCAAACCGAUGGUUGUCUGUCUUUCGACAAUCAAGACAAAAGAGUGGUACGACGGCUCACAGUUAAGCAUUUGAUACAAGCAGGAGCCAAGAUGACUGGUGGGGAGGUUGUUAGAGCUAUUAUUCUGCGGGAUAACCCCUUACUACUGUUUCUUUUACAACACGGUGGAACUUUGACCGAUAUUGACGAUACGGGACGAGGUUGCCUAGAGGCCGAAAUAGAGGCACGCAACGACCCAUCGCUCCAAGAAGCUCUGGAAAUGCAAGAAUUCGCGAUUGAUGCAGGGCCAUUCUGUGCGGCAAUACAACGACAGGAUUGGGCUCUUGUUGAAAGGCUUUUUGAACGGGCUCACCAACCGAUAAGCUGUCACCUCCUGGAGGGAACCGCCGUGGGAUUGGCUGCUAACGCUGGCCAGCUCACAAUCAUGGAAAAGCUUCUCACCCGAUUUUCCCGCCACUCAGUCCUAACUUCGGCCAUCCUCCCCGUCAGUUUCGGAACAGAUAAUAUAGAAGUAAACGGCAAGUACUGGGACCGAGCAGGUUUCUGGCGCACGCCCGCUGAUGAAGAAGGUGAACAUAUUCGUACCGAAGGGAGUCUUCUUACACUGGCCGCUCUAGGACAAGAUACUUCCGGUUUCAGGGAACUCCUUCGGCGCGGUUGCUAUAUGGAUACCAUAGCCUGGAGCAUUGUUGCUCAAAGUGAGAGAUCAUCCGACUAUUUGCAUUUGCUGAGAGAGUUUGGUACCGGACUCGGCACUUCUACAAAGCAAGACAUACAGUUCAAGACAGCAUUGUGCGAAGCAAUUGACAUGGGCAAUUAUGAUGUGACGCGAUACGUGGUGGAAGUGGGGGCAGAUGUCAAUGAAUUCGACAUAGAUGCACCCAUUUGGACCACAGCCAAAAAGCUAUCGCCCCUCCAGCUCGCUGCAAAGAAAAACGAUAUAGAAAUAGCACUAUACCUUCUAGAAAAGGAGGCAAAGGUCAAUGCCCCUCCAGCCUUCUACCAAGGCGCAACUGCUCUCCAAUUCGCCUCAAUAGGUGGGUACCUUGGAUUCGCGAGACAUCUACUUCAACUCGGUGCCAGGAUCAAUGUACGAGGAGCACCUGUGCUUGGCAGAUCAGCUUUAGAAGGAGCCGCAGAGAAUGGCAGGCUUGACAUGCUGGCACUACUGGUCCAUCACGGCGCUGUUACAACGGGCCGCGGUCGUCAACAAUUGAUCAAUUCUGUUGCAUACGCCCAGGGGAGAGCACACAAUACCGCAGCUGAGUGGCUGCAGGAAACCUGUGGCUGGUCUGACGCGGACCAGGGUCUUUUGGAGCUCGUUAAUGUAAAUGAUGAGUAUCCUCUCGGGGAAUGCCUCAGGUGGUAUUGUUGCGACGAGUACCACGACAGCGAUACCGAGUGCGUCUAUCACUAUACCGAGGAGCAAAGAUCGAAUCAUUAUAAAUCCUGCCAGAAGUGUUUGGAAUUCGACGCUGAAUCAGGAAAGGGACACGACAUAGAUGAUGGAAACGAAGGCAGCGUCUCAAAUGAAGAUGGGGAUACGGACUCGGAGGGCGAUGAAAAUUGA
Molecule: messenger RNA, 3785 nt
Organism: Fusarium oxysporum Fo47
Lineage: Eukaryota; Fungi; Ascomycota; Sordariomycetes; Hypocreales; Nectriaceae
Product: ankyrin repeat-containing domain protein
Exons: 4
Coding region: 117-3785 (1222 amino acids)
Molecular function (GO): protein binding
Source: RefSeq, a predicted model, not a curated record